Messenger RNA from Oppia nitens, 708 nucleotides. RefSeq names its product mitochondrial import inner membrane translocase subunit Tim22-like. Gene Ontology annotation, cellular component: TIM22 mitochondrial import inner membrane insertion complex. The record is from RefSeq and is a predicted model, not a curated record. Gene Ontology annotation, molecular function: transmembrane protein transporter activity. The transcript has 3 exons. Gene Ontology annotation, biological process: protein insertion into mitochondrial inner membrane. The coding region runs from base 133 to 687 and encodes 184 amino acids. NCBI's taxonomy places the organism in Eukaryota, Metazoa, Arthropoda, Arachnida, Sarcoptiformes, Oppiidae.
GUUUGAUUCAUAUGAAUAGCAUUAAACACAACACACACUCCAUCUGUUGGGUUAGACUUCACUGCAACACAUGUUUGACUUUUAAACACAAAUAACAUGUCUUUUGUUUGUUUUUAACCAUUGGAUCAAUUGAUGGACACAAUGAAUGACAACGAGACCAACGACGACCACAAGACUAUAAUGUUUAGUGAGUUAAGGGAUGCACUGAUUGGUCCAAACCGUAUAAGAAGUAAUAAUAUGUUAAUACCGGUGACAUUGGGUGGACAGACAUUCAAGACGAGGGAUGAGCUAAUGAUAGAGAGGGCCGUCGAGAGCUGUACUUUCAAGACUGGUCUGAGUUGUGUUAUGGGCUUUGGAUUGGGUGCAGCAAUCGGUCUGUUUUCGGCCAGUGUUGGUCCCGAAGCACUGCAAACAGAAACACAAACCCAAACCGUAAGACAAGUACUAAAAGAAAUGAAAGUCAAGACCAUGUCUUACGCCAAGAACUUUGCCAUUUUGGGCGCUAUGUUUGCAGCCAUCGAAUGCACCAUUGAAUCGCAUCGGGGAAAGAGUGACUGGAAGAAUGGUACGAUGGCUGGAGGUGUCACCGGAGGACUCAUUGGAUUAAGAGCCGGAGUCAAAGGUGGGGUAUUAGGCGCCGCCGGUUUUGCCGCAUUUUCCACUAUUAUUGACUACUAUUUACGUUAAUAUUUUUAUGAUUAAAAUUAU